This is a messenger RNA of Serinus canaria (Common canary), 2856 nucleotides long. Its product is annotated as signal transducer and activator of transcription 3-like. The transcript has 9 exons. Gene Ontology annotation, biological process: regulation of cell population proliferation; defense response; regulation of transcription by RNA polymerase II. NCBI's taxonomy places the organism in Eukaryota, Metazoa, Chordata, Aves, Passeriformes, Fringillidae. Gene Ontology annotation, molecular function: RNA polymerase II cis-regulatory region sequence-specific DNA binding; DNA-binding transcription factor activity, RNA polymerase II-specific. The record is from RefSeq and is a predicted model, not a curated record. The coding region runs from base 1011 to 2045 and encodes 344 amino acids.
CGGGGGUCCCGGGGAAGACCGGGGCGGGACGUGGGCGGUUCUGGAGCCUGAGGAGCCCUCGGGGAUGGGGGCACAGGCAGGGGACCCCGGUUGGGGCGCACAAAGCGUCCCUGGGAGGGCGGUCCCGCUGGGCGGGGGGCGUUCAGGGGCACCCAUCCCACUGGGAUGGGGUUCAGUGGCGGGGGUUCAAUGCCCCGGGGGGUUCAGUGGGGGUCCGGUCUAGGGGGGCCUCUGAGGAGGGGUCUGGGGGUGCUGAGGGCCCUCGUGUGGGCGUUCUGUGCGUGUGCCCCCCGCCCCGGGUGGGGAACCCCCCGGGCUCACCCCUUGCUCCCACCGCAGGACGCGACCACCCCAGCGGGAGCGAGGGGACCCCCGGGAACUGCCGGCAGUGAAGAGAGACCCCCGGGACCACCCAGAACAAGAGCAGGGGGAUCCCCGGGAGCUGCCAGGACCGAGCAGGAGCAGAGGGACCCCCGGGACCGAGCAGGGGCGAGGGGAUCCCCGGGACCACCCAGGACUGAGCAGGAGCACAGGGACCCCCGGGAACACCCAGAACCAGAGCAGAGGAACCCCCGGGAGCUGCCAGGACCGACCAGGAGCAGGGGAACCCCGGGACCACCCAGGACUGAGCAGGAGCACAGGGACCCCCAGGAGCAGCCGGGGCUGAACCAGAGGGAUCCCCGGGACCACCCAGAGCCGAACAGGAGCACAGGGACCCCCGGGAGCAGAGAGACCCCCGGGAGCACCCAGAACCACAGCAGAGGGACCCCCGGGACCACCCAGGACUGAGCAGGAGCUGAGGAACCCCCGGGAGCAGCCGGGAUUAAGCAGGAACAGAAAGACCCCCGGGACCGAGCAGGAGCAGAGGGACCCCUGAGAGUAGAGGGACCCCGGGACCCCCAAGGACCGAGCAGGAGCCGCGGGACCCCCGGGAGCAGUCAGGACCGAGCAGGGAGCAGAGGGACCCCCGAGAGCAGCGGGACCCCCGGGCCGCCGGUGCUGCAGGCAGCAUGGCGCAGUGGCAGGAGGUGCAGAGCUUGGCCAACACUUACCUGGAGCAGGUGCACCAGCUGUACGCGGGCUCGGCGCUGCCCAUGGCCGUGCGCCAGUCCCUGGCGGCCUGGAUCGAGAGCCAGAACUGGCGCCAGGCGGCGGAGCCGCUCUGCUCGCACGCCCGCAUGCUGUUCCACUCCUUACUGGUCUUACUGGGAGAGCGCCUGGGCAGCCUGGGCUCGGACCGCGAGGAUUUCAUGCUGCAGCACAACCUGCGCAAAGCUCACCGCGACCUCCAGGCUGAGUUCGAGGAGAAGCCGGAGAGAUUCGCCAACCUGGUGGCCAACCUGCUGCAGGAGGAGCGGCGGAUCCUGCGCCUGGGGCAGGCGGGGGGGCAGGGCGGUUCGGCCCCCGCGCCCAGCCCGGCCCCGGAGAGCGGGCGGGAGCAGCAGAUCCAGCGGCGCUUGGCCGAGUUCCACACGGCGCUGCAGGAAGCCGAACGAGCCUUCAGGCACCUGGAGGAUUUGCAGGAUGCCUUCGACUUCUGCUUCAAGGUGCACUACCAGCCAGGUGAGGAGAGGGACCGGGACCCCGGGUACCAGCAGGAGCUCCAAUCCCUCCAGGCCAAACUGCAGAACCUGGACCGGCAGCGGCGGGAGGUGCUGGCUCAGAUGCAGCAGCUUUUGGGGCGCAGCGAGACCCUGCAGGAGCUGCUGCAGCAGGAGUUGGGGGGCUGGCGGGCGCGGCAGCAGCGCCUGUGCCUGGGGGGCUCCGGCGACACCAACCUGCGCCCGCUGGAGACCUGGUUCACGGAGUUGGGCCAGGGGUUGUUCCAGCUGCGGCAGCUGCUGCGGGCGCUGGGUGACCUGCGACAAAAGGUGACGUACGCCAGGGACCCGCUGGUGGCAGAGACGCCCCUGCUGGAGCAGAGGCUGCAGGAGCAGCUCACGCACCUGCUGAAGAGGUGGGGCUGGGCCAGGAGGGCUCCAGGGAAAGGUUCUUCCCCCCCAGAGGGUGGUGGAGAGCUGGGGAAGCUCUCCAGGGAAUGGUGACCAAGGGUGACGGAGAUCUGGGAGUGUUUGGACAGCAACGGGGUGGGAUUUUGGGGUGUCUGUGCAGGGUCUGGAGUGGGAUCAGUGAUCCUCAUGGGUCCCUUGCAGCUCUGGAUGACUCAGGAGAGCUCCAGGGAAUGGUGACCAAAUCUGACAGAGAUCUGGGAGUGUUUGGACAAAGCUCCCAGGCACGUUUUGGGGUGUUUGUGCAGGGUCUGGAGUGGGAUCAGUGAUCCUCAUGGGUCCCUUCCAGCUCUGGAUGACUCAGGAGGGCUCCAGGGAAUGGUGACCAAAGCUGAGGGAUCUCUGGGAGUGUUUGGACAACAACAGGGUGGGAUUUUGGGGUGUCUGUGCAGGUCUGGAUGAUCCUCACAGGUCCCUUCCAGCUCUGGGAAUUCUGUAAUUCAGGAGGUCAGGGAGGGUUUGGGCGCUGAUCUCAGAUUUGGGGGGAAAUUUGUGCUCUCCUGUGCUGGGCUGGACUUUGAUCCUGAUGGAUCCCUUCCAGCUCUGGAUGAUUCAAAAGGUCUCCAGGGAAUGGUGACCAUGGGUGACAGAGCUCUGGGAGUGUUUGGACGAAGCUCCCAGGCACGUUUUGGGGUGUCUGUGCAGGGUCUGGAGUGGGAUCAAUGAUCCUCAUGGGUCCCUUGCAGCUCUGGAUGAUUCAAAAGCUCUCCAGGGAAUGGUGACCAAGGGUCACAGAGCUCUGGGAGUGUUUGGACAAUGCUCCCAGUCCUGGGGUGGGAUUUUGGGGUGUUUGUGCAGGGUCUGGAUGAUCCUCACGGGUCCCUUCCAGCUCUGGGAAUUCUGUAAU